Rhizophagus irregularis DAOM 181602=DAOM 197198 is the source of this 459-nucleotide messenger RNA. RefSeq lists its product as uncharacterized. The record is from RefSeq and is a predicted model, not a curated record. Lineage: Eukaryota; Fungi; Glomeromycota; Glomeromycetes; Glomerales; Glomeraceae.
AUGCUUUUGGAGCCCGUGACCACCCUAUCAGAAAAAUCUGCUUCAAAAUGGACUGACAAAGACGUUAUGCCUCUUGCCGAACUCCUUGCAGGAAGGAUCUCAAUCGACGCUAGCGGAGAAAAUCGUCAAGGUGCAAAUGCUCUCAGGAAAAUUGGCCCAGAUUUGAACGAAUACAUUUUUACUCAUCCAAAAAUUUGUUCAAUUAUGGAUCCCGAUUAUGUUGUGGUCGACCUUAAUACUGGUAUUCCGGUAAAUGUUAAUUUUUACCCUCCGCCUGGUUCUCCGCAUAUUGCUGCAGUUCCACACUCAGGAACUCAUCAUGUUUUUAUAUUUAACGGUCCCGGAGAAACAGUUGAUGCACAACAUCUCAUAGGAUGGCUUCAAGGCACCAAUCCCAACGCUAUUCGCAACUGUUUAUUUGCAUGUCUAUAUUUUACUAAAUUUGUAUUGAUAAUGUAA